Messenger RNA from Papaver somniferum (opium poppy), 1003 nucleotides. Its product is annotated as glycolipid transfer protein 1-like. NCBI's taxonomy places the organism in Eukaryota, Viridiplantae, Streptophyta, Magnoliopsida, Ranunculales, Papaveraceae. Gene Ontology annotation, molecular function: ceramide 1-phosphate transfer activity; ceramide 1-phosphate binding. Gene Ontology annotation, cellular component: cytoplasm; cytosol; membrane. The coding region runs from base 196 to 804 and encodes 202 amino acids. The transcript is spliced from 7 exons. Gene Ontology annotation, biological process: ceramide transport; intermembrane lipid transfer. The record is from RefSeq and is a predicted model, not a curated record.
UUCUUGCCAACUUUCGCUAUUUUAUUACCCACAAUAUUUCGGUGGGAAAAAUACACACUCCCCUCCCCUCCCCUCAUCAGCUCCACUCUCUUGGCCUUGGGCAUAUUCCCCCACAUUUCAUUUUCUCUCCUUUGAUUCUUCUUCUUCACCAUUGAAUUGAUAGUAUCUCUCUGAAUCAACACUUAAAACAUAAGAAUGGAGGGCACUGUUUUCACUCCAUGUUUGGAAGGAAUGAAGAAUGUGAAAUCUGAGGAAGGGCAAAUGCUGACCAAGCCAUUCUUGGAUACUUGCAAGCUUAUACUUCCUGUGAUAGAGAAGUUUGGAGCUGCCAUGACACUCGUUAAAUCUGAUAUUGGGGGCAAUAUAUCAAGGUUAGAUGCCAAAUAUUCCUCCAAUCCUUCACAGUUCGCUGACUUGUACAGCUUGGUAAAAGUAGAGGUUGAGGCCAAAACCGCAAAAUCUUCAUCAAGCUGCACAAACGGCCUCCUCUGGUUGACAAGGGCCAUGGACUUCUUGGUUGAAUUGUUCCGCAAUUUAAUUGACCACCCUGAUUGGACGAUGUCACAAGCAUGCACUGAUUCCUACACAAAGACACUAAAAAAAUGGCAUGGUUGGCUUGCCAGUUCAAGUUUCACGAUGGCUAUGAAGCUUGCUCCGGAUAGGAAGAAAUUCAUGGACGUGAUAGGAGGAACAGGCGAUAUCAACGCAGACAUUCAGAGAUUCUGCACUGAGUUUUCCCCAUUUCUGGUGGAGAACCACAAGUUUCUGGCUAGUGUUGGAUUGGAUGACUUGAAAGCUUCCUGAUAAGGAAAAAUAUCUUGAUAACCAGAUUUUGGGUCUCUUUUCCCAUGGUUUCCUUCAUCUUGCAAUCUUGAUUUACUUCUGUAACCUUGUUGUUUCCAGAUUUGUUUUUUUAUGAACAUUGUUGGAUGGAUAGUAUCAUUGUCAUGUACAAUGUUGAUGAAAGUCAGUUUAAUACUUUACUAUAGAUUUGUUAUCAGCA